UAUGUCAAAACAAUGUCAGAAUUUGCAUGGGAGACCAAUGUGUGUUUUCAAAUGACACCUCACAGUAGUAGUAGACGUGCAGUUGGCCGCUGAAACUGAAACAGAGGACUUGAACAGGAAGCUUAACUUCAUGUGGUUAGCCAAGCAUUGCAAUGCAUACAGGAAGCCAUAAUCACUCAUUGGUCUUCAGUCUGAAAACGGUUGCUUUGCCAGUGAGCCUUUUCUCUCACGCAUCAAGAAAUUAUUCUGAAAAUGGCCCAGGGAAAGGAUCAUUCCUUUGUGAGCCGUAUUUUCAAACAUCGUAAGAGUACCCAAGACCAAAGAGGACAGGAGAGUGAGGUGCCUCGUAUCUCUGAGUUCACCAUCAUGUGGGAUAAGUUGAAGACUUUUGUGAAAGAGUUCUUAGCUAAAGCCAAAGAAGAUUUUUUAAGAAAAUGGGAGUGUCCACCACACAGCACAACGGGCCUGGAUGACUUUGAUAGGUUCAAGACUCUGGGCACUGGCUCAUUCGGACGAGUUAUGCUUGUGAAACAUAAAGAAACAAACCAGUUCUACGCAAUGAAAAUCUUGGACAAACAAAAAGUGGUGAAGUUGAAGCAGAUAGAACACACACUAAACGAAAAGAGAAUACUACAAGCUGUCUCCUUCCCUUUCCUCGUCAGAUUGGAGUACUCUUUCAAGGACAACUCAAACCUCUACAUGGUGAUGGAGUAUGUGCCCGGUGGAGAGAUGUUCUCCCACCUCAGACGUAUUGGAAGGUUCAGUGAAAACCAUGCAAAAUUUUAUGCAGCUCAGAUAAUACUCACCUUUGAGUACCUACACUCCUUGGACCUCAUCUACAGAGACCUGAAGCCUGAAAACCUGCUCAUAGAUCAACAUGGGUAUAUCCAGGUCACAGACUUCGGCUUUGCCAAAAGAGUAAAAGGCAGGACCUGGACAUUGUGUGGAACUCCUGAGUACCUGGCUCCAGAGAUCAUCCUCAGCAAGGGCUACAACAAAGCUGUGGACUGGUGGGCACUUGGAGUCCUCAUCUAUGAAAUGGCUGCUGGUUACCCUCCUUUUUUUGCUGAUCAGCCUAUCCAGAUCUACGAAAAGAUUGUGUCUGGCAAGGUACGAUUCCCCUCUCACUUCAGCUCCGAUCUGAAGGAUCUGCUGAGAAACCUGCUCCAGGUGGACCUGACAAAGAGAUUUGGCAACCUGAAGAAUGGUGUAAAUGACAUAAAAAAUCACAAGUGGUUCUCUACAACAGACUGGAUUGCCAUAUACGAGAGAAAGGUUGAAGCCCCCUUCUUGCCAAAGUGCAGAGGACCAGGAGACACAAGCAACUUCGACGACUAUGAAGAGGAAGACAUCCGUGUCUCACAAACAGAAAAGUGUGCAAAAGAGUUUGCUGAGUUCUAGUGAGCGGGCAAGAGUCCCAUCAGGGCUCACGAGUUUUGGGAUAUUUGCACUCACCUGAAGGUUAAGGUGGAACUGAGGCCGUCACGUGUUCUAAACAAAAUGCCUCGUUCCUUCAUUCCACACAGCUGAAUGAGGUCUUUCUUGCCAUGAUCCUGCGUGCAGGUAGCACUAACCUAUACACAGGCACAUUAUGCAGACACAUCCCUCGUGCUGCAACACAAAAAUACUAGAUCACGAUUUCAUCUUUUGUCUUUUUUCUUUUGGUGUUUAUGUUUUGCCAUGUUUGAAUAACCUCCCUCCUCCUUAUUUUAAUUCAAAUAAUGAUUUGAAAAGGAACAUGAAAACUAAUAUUAUGCCAAUUUUCAAGUGGCACAAAGAGUGGUUGAUUGUAUUAGCUGGUAUUGCACAUAUUGUGAUUUAAGCUUUGGGAAAAUAGUAGGGAUUUUUUCAUUUUGGUUUGAAUUUCUAAAAAUGUUUGUCAGUUAUCUGUCAUCUGUUACAUGCCUGAGUGUGUUUUAGGGUUCAGUUUGUUAUUCAUUAAUCACAAACACUUUUAACAUUAACCAUUAUUCAUCAUUCUGGUGUCCUUAAGACCUAGAACCGUGUAUUUGUGCAUACAGAAAUAUACAUAGAUGAGACAUAUGAUUUUUCAAAUACAUUUUGUUGUUAAAGCAUGACCAAAAUUCAAGUGAAGAAACCAGGGUUUAGUGAGGGAAAAGCAACAACGAUGACUUGUUGAAGGUUCUGAGUUUCAGCACUCUGGCAUUCAGUUCUUGAAGAGAUGGGUUAGCAGUGUUGUGAUGGAGCAGAGUCGUGUCAGAGCUGUAGUAACUGAUCAAUUGUAGCAUUGUUUUAACCAUAUCUGGUCACAUGCCAUUUUCUGUUACCUCAGACUAGUUGUGGUAUUAAAUUAAUGAAAUGAGAUGAUAUAUUUUUCAGGUACAACUCUGUUUCGCAAGGUAAACUGAAGGGGUUUGAGCAUGUCACUCCACAUAGCAGGUCAUCUGUCUCUGGUACGACCAGAAAUCUAUGAAUUGCAUUGAUGAUGGCAUUUUUUUAAACAGUUGAAAGGUCAGUUUGUUAGAUUUUCUUGAGUGUGUAGUCAUGGAUGAGAAGCAGUGGUCACAUGGACAUAUUUUGUCUGUUGGGGGGUUGCUUAUCGAUUUUGUUUUUAAAGGUUAACUGUGCUUUAGCAGAGCACUCGGAAGUCAUUGUUUAACUGCCAUAUUUGUUUUAUUUUAAUUUUCACUUUUUGCAUGUUCGUUACAUUUGUACAGCAAUGUCACAACAAGCUAAUAGUUUCCUGAAAGUGUUCCCAUCUUUUUCUCUUUUUGGGGGGGGGGGGUAUUGUAUUGUUUUGUUACCUUUUUUUAAAUUAAUGCAUUAAAUAAGCAAUUUUAUGUGAGUGACAUAUUCCUCUUCAUAAUCCCCUGAAAGCAAAACUACAUCAUUAACCAUGAAAUAAUAACAAAAAACGGAAAUAUCAACACCUUAAAAGUAUUCAUGCAUCUUGGUCACUACUUGGUCGAAACAUAUAUGUAGCUCAGCUAUUAGCUUGUAGUCUCUUUGCAUCAUUUUAAAAAAACAAAUUUGUACACUGUGAUGGAGCAAUAUUUGCUCGUUCUUCCUCGCAGAAUUGCUCAGGAUGAGCCAGGUCGGUUAGAGAACGUUAACAGGCACAAAUGUUGUGGUCUGGUUUCAGAUUAUCAAAGGAAAUAAGACUUUUUUUCCCUUGUAAAUCACUCCUGUUAAGUUACUGUAUACAUAUGUCAUACACAUUUUCUCCCCUCAAGAGAAAUCUAGGUUUUAUGAGGGAUUUUUUUUAUACCAGGCACCAUUUUUUUCCCAUGAAUUCUGACACAUUGCCGUCCUUGCUGCUGAAAUGUAGUCCCUGCCUCCGCAAACUCCUCACAGGUGGACUUUUGUAUUGGAACAGGUGAUCAUAGAAUCUGUAUAUCACAGGUUCAAUACCUACAAGGCCAAGGUGUCCACUUGUUGAACUUCCAGAUGUCAGAAAAGUGCUCCUGCCUCUGUGAUCCUUUGAUUCCCUAGAGGGAACUUUGUCUCUGCCGUCCACACAGAGGUCAGAGUUUGAGCUCAUUUCUGCAGGUCGGACACUCAGGGUUGUGGGGAAAUCAGAGUUUUGCAUUUCACAUCUUGUUGGAAACAAUAAUCCAUUGUCUGUCAAUUUAACAUCUCUUAAGUCUUCUGAAGUUUUGAUCAUUAUUUGACUUGGUGCUCAAGUGUUUGUAGAUGAGGAAAAAUGCAAUUUAAUCAAGUUCAACAAUCUUACACAACCAAAUGUGAAAAGCCUUUUGGGACUGAAUGCUUUUUCAAAGGUACUGAUGUGCUGUAUAUGAAUAUUGGCUAUGCCUGAAUUUAAACUUUUUUCCCCCAUAUAUUGUGCACAUGAUGUGAAAUUUUUUUUAGCCCUCAUUUAAUUUCCAAAGGCACAACUGUUUCUUAUGCUAUUAUUUAUAUGAUAGAUCUCUAAUGAAAUUACAUUUUAAAUGUUUAAACAUGCAUAGUUGUCAGUAUAUAAAAGGAGACUCCAAAUGUUUUAUUCACAAAAGUGUUAUAAAUAGUGAAUAUAUUGGGUUAUUUAUUUGUAUAACAUUUUUUUUUUAUUUGCCCUUAUUAAAAAUAAAACAUUUUAUAGGAAUAAACAUAUUUAGCACAGUUAAUACACAUUGAUGCGUCUCAUGCCUAUUUAAAAUGAGCGUUUUUAAUUUAAGUUAUUUUUUGUUAUUUUUCUUAACCUUUUUUUGUUUUAGUUCUUUAUUUAGUAAGUUAACUUUUUUUAAAGGGGAUCCAACAUUAUUUUCCCAGUUUGGAGAGGUGAACGGAAUGUAAUGGCAGAAUCAAUGACAUUUUUUAUUUGGACUAAUUUUGAAAGCUACAUCUGGGAAUUCAGCAUGUUUCCAUCCAAACUGUCUGUGUGUGUAAAUCUUCCCAGAAAGUAUGUAGGAACUCUACAGCUCUUCUUAUGUGUCAUUUAUUUCCCAUGUGUGUAAUAAUGUUCGUCAUAUUUGAUGUAAAUGGUGGCACUUUUCCCUGAGCCACCUUACACUCCUGAAUGAAAUCAGUUCACGAGUUCUUCGUAGCUAGUCACACAUGCCAGUAUGGGAUCAAUAAUCUGAAAUGUGUCUGUAUUUAGUUUGUGGGAUAUUUUGCACAUCAUUUAGAAGGCUGACACGUUUUUUCCCACCCAUAUUUACUUGUGUUUGCAAGGGGAAUAUACUUUGCUGUAGCAGAUUUUAUGUAACAAAGGAUACGUCACUAUAAUAAAUUCUUUUUAUUAAAAACUA
Messenger RNA from Micropterus dolomieu (smallmouth bass), 4709 nucleotides. RefSeq names its product protein kinase, cAMP-dependent, catalytic, beta a (gene prkacba). Gene Ontology annotation, cellular component: nucleus; cAMP-dependent protein kinase complex. Gene Ontology annotation, molecular function: ATP binding; cAMP-dependent protein kinase activity. Gene Ontology annotation, biological process: peptidyl-serine phosphorylation. Lineage: Eukaryota; Metazoa; Chordata; Actinopteri; Centrarchiformes; Centrarchidae. The coding region runs from base 253 to 1401 and encodes 382 amino acids. The transcript has 11 exons. The record is from RefSeq and is a predicted model, not a curated record.